Cyphellophora europaea CBS 101466 is the source of this 1251-nucleotide messenger RNA. RefSeq lists its product as uncharacterized. The record is from RefSeq and is a predicted model, not a curated record. The transcript has a single exon. Lineage: Eukaryota; Fungi; Ascomycota; Eurotiomycetes; Chaetothyriales; Cyphellophoraceae. Bases 1 to 1251 code for a protein of 416 amino acids.
AUGAAGGUCGGGCUCGGCCGAGUGCCCGGUCCUCCACUCUUACUGCCAGUUGAGAUUGUUGAAGUCAUUGUUGACUACGUUGCCCGCCGGUCGGAAUCACAAUCUAGGCAAGGUGAUCUGUGGUCUCUUUGUCUGGUCUCUCGAGAUUGGUACUCGGUCAGCGUUCCGCAUCUCUACAGCCGACCAGUAUUGGGUCCAAGAAAUUUUGAGCUCUUCACUCGAACAUUGUGCCCUCCAGUCAAUUCCCGAGUCCGAGCCAUUGGCCUGGAGGACCUGGUCAAGGAACUUCACUUGGGAGACCUAGCAUAUGUCACCAGCCGGAGUAUGACUGCUCGUCUCCUCCGACGGACACGAACGUCCUUGACUACUUUGGUUACGCCCUCGCAUUCAAUGUCGACGUCCAGUCUUGCGCCCAUAUCAAAGAUGGCGAGUCUGCAGCAUCUCGACCUGUCCAGGGAUAAGUAUGACUUUGACAUCUGUGCACUUACUCGUGCAGUACAGCCAGUAACUACAUUGAGGUUCCUUUCAUUGCCCCGAGGUAUUCUCAACACAUAUCCGGACAGUCCCGCCUCUGGACGUUGUGCAUGGUCGCCUGCGCUCGAAUAUCUCGAAGUCAACAAUACUGUCCCACACUUGCAAUCUCAAUGGCGAAAUUUCAUCACCGGUCUUCCCCAGAGUCUGCGUAUCCUGUCGUUUCAGCAUUUGCGACAGAACACUCAAUUCGGCGGUAUCAUUGACUUAGGCGUCGAAGCGCCUCAGGUUGCCUCCCUGGCCAUUCAAGGAGCCGAAGGCGUGGACUGUAUGCUCUUUAACGGAAUUGACCUUUCUGCCUUACUGCAGGUAUUUCCAGGUUUGAUAGAAUUGACCCUUCCAGAAACAGCCCUGCUGUCUCCCCUCUUCUAUUCUUACCGAGAAGAGAAGUUCGGAAUAUUGGGACGACGGCUGCAGGCCUUGAGAUUCCGAGUUGUGCAAGCUCUGGGCACUCCCGGCCCAACAGGAAUUGUUGAGCGUGCUCUUGUCGACCUAGCUGCGUCAUUCGCACAAAUUCAGUCCAUCGAAAUAUCAACGGCCUACGCUUUUGCCAGUCCAACCGCGGUCUCCGCAUCUCACGAACUCCUGCAGCAGCGCUGGCCACAGGAACCCAAAGAAGCAAAAGGCAUCUUUAUCGUAGGCCAGACUUCCGGUACAACAUCACGGUGGAGGUGGAACCCCAUGUUUGACGAAGGGACGGAAUCAACGCCUUCUCGAUGA